UCUAGCUCCAGUCAGUGGGGCUCAACUCCGUCUGUGUGGGAGUGUAAGGCUCCCUCGCUUAAAAUGUGGGAAUUGUAAAGAAACAACGUGACUUUUUGAAGAGAGGAGACAUUCCGGAGAUGAUGGAACAGUAUGUUUAUACCUAACUUUCUUGUGGUGGUUGUAAUUAGGAAGAUCAGAAGAUUCCUGUUACCAUGGCUAAGCUGUGGACAGAGGAUGCAGAUGUUGGAGAGUUAUUAUCCAGUAUUCAUCUUGAGAAAUAUGAGAACGACUUCAGACAAGGAGGCUAUUGCACUGCUAGAGACCUUUUUUGCCUUGACAAUGACACUCUAUCUAAGAUUGGAGUAAUAGCCACUGGCCACCGCAAACGGAUCUUAAAACUUGCCAAACAAAUACAGGACGGGUCACUUUCAGAAGAGGGAGAGGCAUCACUAGAUUGUCUCAUUACAGAGCCUACUCUUGAGACAGGGCUCCAGCAAGAGUUAAAUGACUUGAAAGUGUAUAGUAACCCAACUAUUCCUGAAAGAAAAAAUAUGGCUUCUAAAAUGUCUGGCACAUUUGUGGAGUCAAUAAAGGAAAAUGUUGCAGUUGUAGAGAAACCAAUCCCAAAACCUAGGACAGUAUUCAGCAAGACAAAACCAUUAACAGAUACUUUACCACAAGUUACAACUGCAGCUCCAGUGUCUACAGAUGUAUCACCUCAGGAAUCCACUACAAGUCCUUUCAUUGUUUUGGAAGGUUUUCGUCCUGGGGAAUCAAGCACAGAUAAUGAAGAUACUGACCUUGAAGAAUUACCGAGCACGAAAGGUUUUCAGAAAGGCAUUAACAGCUGGAGCUCCACUGAAUCUAUACCAAAACCAGAGCAAAUAUCUGAGAACCUACCUCCAGUUCCACCCCGAAUCCACCGAGGAAUUCCCCCAAUCAUUUUUUGUGGCAAAGCAGAGCAAGAAGAGAACUUGGCAUCACCUCUGUCAUCCUCUCCUUGCUCGUAUAGUAGCACUGGAGAAACAUCGCCUUCUGUUCCAAGUACCCCAGAAAAACAGGUGGAAAUGGUGCCAAAUGAAAUCUAUUUAGGUAUCACCAAUGUCACUCAGGAAAUCCCACAUCCACGGCCAGUCCCACAACCUCCAUUCAGAAAGGAAGCCAGUGCCUCAGCUGAAAAUAUCAGAUGUGUGGGGGUAUUAAAGGAACUAACCAGAAUUCCUUCAGUAAUGCUCAACCGCCGUUUAAGUAGCAGCAUGGUGGAGUUAACAGUGAUCCCUGAGCCUGCCAGUAGAGACAGAGUUUUACUGGAAGAAGAGAUUAACCCAUAUUGUGAAACUGUGUUUCACAGAAUCAGUUCAGAUCAUCAGCAGAUUUCUAAAAAUCAAAGGAACACAGAGUCUGGUACUUGCAACCAGGAUCAUCUAGGGACUUUCAGGCAGAACUGUGCUACCAAAGACGGGCUGAUCCCUAGCACUCCAUUAAACAAGUCUGAAGAUUAUUUCACAGUGGGAGUACCUCACACAUCCAGUCUGUCAUUCUGUCUUCCUGCCUGUUCCUAUAAUGAUGAAUAUGCUGAUGAUCUGACCAUUUCCCCUUAUGCAAGUUUUACAUUUGCUGCGGAUCCAGCCCACCCCAUCAUCAGUGGCUGGCUGGAGAAGUUGUCUCCUCAUGGAAACUGUGUGUUUCAAAGGCGCUAUUCCAAAUUUGACGGGAAAAACUUAAUGUACUUUAAUAAUGAAAAGGAAGUUUAUCCAAAAGGGGUAAUCCCAUUGGCUGCCAUCCAAAUGGUGCGACCUGCAAAAGAGAAUAAAUUUGAAAUUGUCACAAGCCAAAGGAUUUUUGUUUUCCGCACUGAGAAUGAAACUCAGCGGAAUCAUUGGUGUAAAACACUACAAGACAGAGUGAAAGAUAAGUUAGUAUCAGCUAAACCCAGAUUAGGGCUGGGCAGUCAAUGUCAGAAGAGUGGCUACUUGGAACUUAAAGGGACCAAAUCCAAAAUCUACACAGCUAUUAUUAAUGACAAGGUGUGGCUUUACAAGAAUGAGCAGUGUUUUAAGAAUGGAAUUGGAAUAACUCUGAUUGAUAUUCGUGGUGCAACAAUAAGAGAAAGCAAACACAAAACAUUUGAGUUGAUAACCCCUUUUAAAACUUUCAGCUUUACUGCCGAGUCUUGGCGAGAGAAAAAAGAUUGGAUGGAAGCUUUACAAGAGUCUAUCGCAGAGACCCUUUCUGAUUAUGAAGUGGCUGAAAAGAUAUGGUCUAACCGAUCUAACAAGAGUUGUGCUGACUGCAAGGCUAUUAAUCCUGACUGGGCUUCCAUCAACCUCUGUGUAGUGAUCUGCAAGAACUGUGCUGGUCAGCACAGAGGCCUGGGUACAACUAUUUCUAAGGUUCAGAGUCUAACACUGGACACAAGUGUAUGGAGCAAUGAAAUAGUACAACUAUUUAUUAUGAUUGGAAAUGAGAGGUCCAACAGGUUCUGGGCAGCUCGUCUCACUCCAUAUGAAGAGUUGGAUCCAGAUUCCACUGCUGAACAGCGCAGGGAAUUCAUUGGCCUCAAAUAUCGAGAUGGCAGGUAUAGACUGCCCCAUCCUAGGUUUGCUACACAGGAUGACCUGUUAAAGGCCCUUUGUACAGCUGUAGCAGAGCAGAACCUUCUUCAAAUUGUGCCUCAGAUCUUUACUGAGGCAGCUGAAGCCCUUGAUUCAAAUUUAUAUGACCAGUGUCAGGCACCUAGUCUUGGACGAGUAUCAGAGCCUCAAAGUUACAAGUCUAUAGAAUCAAGCUCUACAGAAGGACUGGAUACAGGAAGUGUGUACGAUGAAAUCACCCAGCCAGUGAUAUAUUCAGGAUACCUUUACAAGUCAGCAUCAAUUAGCAAAAUAUCAACAAAGAAAAAUAAAGAAGAAUACCAGAAGAAGUGGUGUACCUUGGAUCGUUGUCUCCUCUUCUAUGACUCUGAAAAGAGAAAUGAUCCAAGCCUAAAGAUUGACAUGAAUGAAAUUAUUUGUUUAGGAGUCAGCAGACAUGAGUCUCCUAAUAGUCCCGGACCUUGUGACAGGUUUCGAUAUACUUUUGAAGUUUACUUGGUAUCAGAAAAAGUAUACCAGUUUGGGGUUGAAACUGCAGAAGCUUUGCAUGGCUGGACAAAUUGCAUAGGAAAGGCUUUUACACCCUUGAAUUGCCACUGCCUGCUGGCCAGGGAGUUUGAACGAGUGGGCCAACUGAAAUACAAAGCCAUGCUUGAUCCUGAGCAGUGGAAAGAAGGAUACUUUGUGUUACAGAAAUCUAAUUUGUUCAUUUGUCCUGGAAAUGAAAAGGCUGCUGAAGACAGUGUGAAUCUCAGGCGGCUGCAAGAAUUAAGUGUUACCACACAAAUGGAAAAUAAUGAAAAAAAAGAUAUUUUGGUGCUGGUAGAGAAAGGAAGAACACUGCAUCUCCAGGGAAUGGCCCGGGUUGAUUUUUCACUGUGGUACCAGGACAUCCAGACUGCAGCAGGAGGAAAGGGGAAUGCACUUCGAGACCAACAACUCAGUCGAAAUGAUAUCCCUAUCAUAGUAGACAGCUGUAUUGCAUUUAUUACACAGUAUGGCCUUAGACAUGAAGGAAUCUACAGAAAAAAUGGAGCCAAAUCAAGAAUUAAACUUCUCAUGGAUGAAUUUCGGCAGGAUGCAAGAAAUGUUAGGCUGCGCAUUGGUGACAACUUUAUUGAAGAUGUGACAGAUGUACUUAAGAGAUUCUUCAGGGAAAUUGAUGAUCCAGUAUUUAUGGCUGAACUCCAUCCACUGUGGCAAGAAGCUGCUGAGAUUCCUCAAAAGUUGCGUCGCUUGGAGAGGUACAAAGAUCUCAUUCGAAGUCUGCCUAGGGUCAACAGAACAACUCUCGCCGCACUUAUUGGUCAUCUUUACAGAGUACAGAAAUGUGCAGAUUUGAAUCAAAUGUGCACCAAGAAUUUGUCCUUACUGUUUGCACCUAGUCUGUUCCAGACUGAUGGAAAAGGUGAACAUGAGGUGAAGAUUGUGGAAGAUCUAAUUGACAAUUACCUAUAUGUUUUCAAUAUCGAUGAAGAGCAAGUAAACCAAAUGGAAUUGGAGAUAAGCCUUAUUACAACUUGGAAAGAUGUGCAGUUAUCUCAAGCAGGAGAUCUAAUCAUUGAAGUGUAUUUGGAGAAAAGGUUACCAGAUUGCUGCAUCACCCUAAAAGUGUCGCCCACAAUGAGCGCUGAAGAGCUGACUAAUCAAGUCCUAUACUUGAGGAAUAUACCAGCCUGCGAUAAAGACAUUUGGAUAACCUUUGAAGCCAUAGAAUGUGGAGAGCUUGAAAGACCCCUUCACCCUAAAGAGAAGGUUCUGGAGCAGGCUUUGCAAUGGUGUAAGCUUCCUGUGCCCAGCUCAGCUUAUCUAGUUGUUAAGAAGAUUCCAAGUAUUACAGCUAUUGAUAUUUUUACUGGAUAUAAGAAUGAUGUUGUGAAGGGUGGGAUGCUGAAGUGUCGAGAGGAGCCACCCAAGCUUCUGCAAGGAAACAAGUUUCAAGAGCGACUUUUCCAAAUUAGAGAUCGCAAACUUCUGCUACUAAAAGAUAAGAAGAGUAACAAACCAGAAAAGGAAUGGAUGUUGAAAUCUUUGAAAGUGUAUUUGGGUAUUAGAAAAAAAUUAAAGGCCCCAACACAGUGGGGUUUUACUGUGUUCUUGGACAAGCAUCAGUUAUAUCUGUGUUGUGCAGGAGAGACUGAAAUGUGGGACUGGAUGACAAGUAUAUUGAAAGCCCAGCAUGAUGAUCUGAGGCCUGCAGUUUUACGGCGACAUUCUUCUUCAGACCUUUCCAAGCAGAAAUUUGGAACAAUGCCCUUGGUCCCUAUUCGUGGAGAUGAAAGCAACGCUACAAUGGUUUCUGCCAAUAAGACACUGAGGAAGUUACAUGCUAGGAGGACACUGUCAAUGUAUUUUCCUAUGAAGAUGCAUCAAGACUCUUUUGAGGAGCAGACUGGAAGUGCCGAACCUCUUUACGAGGAAGUAGGCGAAUUCAAUUUGCAGGUGCUAAAAUCUCUCGAGACAAGCUUCUUGACAGGAGCAGAUCCCACCACCAAAGCAGUGGAAAUAGACCUUACAAAGACUGCACCCCCAGAAAGGCCAGUUAGCUUGGACCAAAGGAAGACUGCCUCCCUGGAAAGGAUCAUUAACCCUAGUCCUGCCAAAUCAUUCUCUGUUGAUGGCUGUAGAGGAUUGACUCCUGCUGUCUCCAUGGACAGACUCAGAAGCCCAGAACAUGUCAAGUCUUUAAUUCUAGAGAACAAUUCAGCUAUAACUUCAGAUGAAACCUUUAGACUAUAUCCAAAAACCAAGAGCUUAGGAAUAAAUAGUGAAUCACAAGAAAAACUUCUUCAAGAAUUGACCAGUGCAAUUCAAAAGAAAAGCGAGACUGGGAAUGUACCUAACCAGACAGGAUAGACCAUCUUCUCAGAAAAAGUGUCAUUUUUGAAACCUUUACUUCAGACUACUGAAACCUAAGCCUUUCUGUGACAGCAGUAUCCCAUCAUGUUUUAAAUUGUUCAUCAAUGAAGCACAGAGUACUUAACAAGCAGAACAAAGCACUUUCUUUAUAAAUGCAAUGUACAGUACUCUUGUAUUGAAUUUGUUAAUGGAUGCUGUAAAGUUUUAGUCGAAAACAUGAAGAGAUUUUAAGUUUUCAAGCUAAAAAGCUGGUCUUCGGUGCUUGUUAUAAGAGUAAUGUUGUUCUAAGUGAGAUCAUGUAGUAUGUACUGUUCAUUCCAAACGUUUGUCUCUCUUUCUUCAUAUCAUAAAAUAGAAUGCAAAGUGUAGUUUAUAUUUCAGGACAAAGCAGAAAUCCUACCAUGAAGCUUUUGGAAGAAAUUUAGAAAGAAAUCCCUCAGAAAUCAUGCAGCUUGAAUUGACGUAAUACCUCACUGGAAUUUAAUAUCACCCUUUAUUACAUAUUAAAAAUUGUGCAUUUUAGAAUUUUUCUAGGCAUUCACUCAAACAGAUUCUUAGACUCCAAAUGAGUAUGAGUAUUAGUGGUGCAAUCAUGUUAACUCCUGUGAACACUGUCACUGACAUUUCUGGUUGGGCAAAUCAGACAGCUUGGCUUCAAGUGGUCUGCCCAGUCAUUCUUCAUAGAGCACCAAAUGAACUACAAUGAAAAAUGGUCACAUCAUCAUCUAAACAUUAAGGUUUCAAAAAUCAUAGAUAAGCAAAAAGUAUACCAAUCUUUAUAUCCAGCAGUUUAUGUUUGUUUGUUUUUUUUAAUCAAAAGUAGUCAUUAAUACAUGUUUUGGGUAAAGAACUACUUCAGUGUUUUCAGUUUAGUAACAGUGAAAAAGGUUGUAAAUCUAAAAAAGGUCUUAAUAGAUGAAGUAAGACUUGAUUACUCAUUAUUCUAAAAAUGAAGUAAUUUCAUGAAAGUGUUAAUGUGUUCUGCAUGAUUUUCCUGGCUUGUGAUUUUUUUAAUUUAUGAGUAUUGUGAAUCAACAGACAUUUAAUAGAUAAAGGAUUCUAAUUCCAUGAAGUCCAAGCAGGUCACAGGCAGUGCGCUGAAUUUUGACUAUUUAACUGUGUUUUCUACAUUGUAAAUUUAUUUUAAAUGUACAUUUAUUUAUAUUGUAAAUUUACAUAGUACAUUUACUAUCUAAAUGUUUGUGCAGUUAAAAUGUUUUCGUCAUGUCAAUUACACAGUAAAACACUUUGAGAUAUUGUUUGUUAUAAAAGUUGCAACAUAAAGUGAGCAGUGAUUGAUUUACAGUUCUAAUCAAAUAACAUGUAAUGUAGCAAUGCUAUGUAAAUUUAAACAUCUGAUCUUUUUAAGGUUUUAUGCAAGUCUUCCACUCAUACGUUCACAUCAUACAAAAUGCAAACAUUUUUACUAAAAUGUUGUUAAGUAAGUCACUUACACAAAAUGCUCUGGUGGACUAAAAUGGAAUGCACUCAAACACAACUGGGCAUUGAUAUUAAAGACCCGCCUCCAUCCUUACUCAUUGGUCAGGGGUCCAGCCCAAUAACACCUUAUUCAUUGGCUAACAUUGCACUUCAUGUAAUGACAACGGGGCAAAGUUCACUGAGACAGGUAUACAACUAAGGAUUAAAUGUUACAGAAAGGAGUAUGCAACACUAUAUGUCAGAUAAGCCAUCAUUCUCUGUCAUCUUGGAAAGGAAAGAAGAUUGCUUUUUAUUGCUCUGUUUGAGCUUAAGUAUUCAUCUUUACUGUAAUUUAAUUAUCUGGGUUUUUUAUGAUUUUUGUUUAAUUAAAAACUGAGUCCUUACCAUUUUAAGGUAAUUGUUUGGGAUCACCUGCAGCAGAGAAUACAUAGAAAUAUCUGGAAAUUGAGCAACAAUGAAGAAGACUCUGACCUGUAUUUUUUGUGAUUUUAUUUUAGUCUGUUAUUUUUUUUAAUGAACUCCAAUUUUAAUGGUGCGUAUUAAGCAUGCCAUGCUAAAAUAUACAUACACACACACCUACGCACAUAUAUAACAAGGGGGCUCCGCCCCCUGCUCGCUUCGCUCGCCUACCCCCCAGCAUUGGGUAUCCUGAAAUACAUUAGUCGAGCUCAUUCGUUUUGGAGCCGUGUCCGCUUUGCCCUUGGCAUUUCAGAUGCGUGUGUUCAUGCAGGCUCGUUUUUGUAGCGCCGUUAGUUGAUCUGGAUCGUUUUUUAGCCAUGACCGUGUCUCCAUCAUUUGAGAACCGCGUUGUAGGCGCCCGCGUGCAGUGUUUCCAUGCAGGCGGGCUCGUGUUUGUAUGGCGCUGAUGCCUGCGCCUUCACUCCGCAGUAGUGCCACUCACAAUAUGGCAGUGACGUCUGCACCUUCCGUACUUUAUGGACCCGUGAGGCCUCCGUAGCCUGUUCCGUUUGAAUCUGGGCUGCAGCGCAGAAUCCUCUUUUUUGUGUGGCUGUGUCAGUAGUCGUAAGCCAUGGGCGCGUUGUUGCUUCAUUUCUCAUUAACGUCAGUUGAGCUCUUUCGUUUUUGGGCCAUGACUCCUUCGUGCACGGUGGAUAUGACUCACAUGCGGCUUAUGAGAUGCGCGGUGUACGCGCCUGCGCAGUACAUCUCAUGGUCCCAUCACCGUGUACCUGUGUCCAUGCCAUCCGGUUUACCAUUCUCGGUUAGUAAUAUGGAUUUCUAAUGGAAGAUGUACACAACAGUUUUUUUGAUGGCUUAUACGAACUCAUGAUAGCCAGACUUGCACACUUGGCCAAGAACAAUUUUGUGUUGUGUGUAAUAAACAUUACUGCUAUUUCUCAGAAACUUGUCCGUGUUUCUAAUUUCCUCUUGCAUACUUGAGAAUUUGAAAGAAAGGCUAAGGGAUUUUAUUUUAAUUUUCUUUUAGAGCAGUGACAUGCCUUGUUGUCUCACACUGGGGUUUCACUUCUGCUCUGACUUACUAAGUUCUUUCUAUUUUAAACCCAUCCAGUUCAGUCCUUGGUUAAAGAUACUGAGCAGUAGUCCACCAAAAACUGUAUAUUGUUUAUCAUCCAUAAACUAAGUUCUAUUAAAGCUCAUACAAUAAAUGGAAUGGUGGAGUUAACAGCACUCUGUUUUCUGUUACCACUAGAGGUUAGUAUUAGACCAGAUGUUGUUAUGGUGGUGGUGAGGGCAGUGGCAUUUGAACACUUCACAUUUUGAGUUUUGUUUAUCUAAAAUAAAAAUAAGUAAUUCCCAUGAUUUUUUUUUCAGUAUUAAUCAUGUAUUUAUUAGUCAUCUAAACAGAAUAAUUUUUGUUGAUAAAGUAGACUACUAUGUCUGUGUGCAUAUUUAUUUAAGAUAAUAAUGCAAUAUUAUAUCAUAGUGUAUUAAUAAUAAGAGAUUGUUUGUGGUUAAAUACUUUGAGACCCAGCCAUUUUCUGCAGUAGACUUUUGUUUUGCAUUAACUAAGUAGCUACAAAUAAAAGUGGUGUGACACGUUGUUAGAGUCGUAGUGGUUGCUAUUGUAAAAAAAAAAUCAGUAUUAAUGAGUAGUUUGCAACCUCUUUGGCUUUCAUAGCAUGAAAACAGUGUUAAAACAAGUUGAUUUCUAAGCACUUUAACAUGGUCAAUAACUUUGCAAUGUAUUUUAACAUUUUACUUCAGUCACAUCUUAGUAAAAUGUAUAGUUAAAGAUGAACACAGAUUUUUAAAAUGAUUUCCUGAAACCACUUGCUGCAUCUUUUGGUUACCAAAAUACAAAAGCAAAUCAUCUUGUUUUAUUUUAAGAAAUUAAAAUGCCUAAUGCAUAAAUGAGAUGAAUGAGACCCCCAAGAGCAUAAACUGUUUCCGUGUUUAAAAAUAAUAAUUAUAGUAAUAUACAGUAUAUAUAUUUUUUUUUUUUUCAAAAAAAAAAAAACACCACUGCCCAUUCUUCAUUGUCAUAUUCCUAAUUUCAUAUAUAUAUAUAUAUAUAUAUAUAUAUAUAUAUAUAUAUAUAUAUAUAUAUAUAUAUAUAUAUAUAUCAGGUCAUUUUCCAGAGUGUAAUGUCAGUUUGGAUGUAGCAACUGAAAAGGUUUGUUUAUGGAUUGUCUAUCCCUCACCUUAUUCUAAACUUAACCCCAGUGGGUGUAAGGCCCUGAUGUUAAUAUAUAUAUAUAUAUGAAAUUAGGAAUAUGACAAUGAAGAAUGUGCAGUGGUGUUUUUUUUUUCUUUUUUGAAAAUGCAUUAAUGCUGUCAAUACAUUUUCACCCCCAAAAAGCCUUUAAUGAGUAGAUCUUGAGUCUGUCGUGGUGAGGUUCCCAUUCAACAUGUGUUAAAGUAUAACAGACACGACUGUGAGAGUAUGAAGAAGGUUAAUUUCCGCAUAACUAAACCGUACACCAUUUGUGCUUUAGAGAAUCAAAACAGCUUUGCUGAUUUCCUUGUCAGGAUGUAAUGCAGUAUCACAGUUUCCUUUUUUUUAAUUUGGGAUUUUACAGUGCCUUCUAAUAUUUGAAAGUGCCAUUAUGUUUUAUUGCUGACACUUGGUUGGAAAAGUUUUUUGUUUUUCUCUUUUUAAUGUGACAACAAAAAAAAAAUUAAAUGUAUAUAUUAAAUGAGUUAUAAUCACUUUAUUGUUAAUCAUUUUAAUAUUAGUUGCAGAGAUGCCCAAUUGUGUGUCUGUACUGCUUAUAUUUACCCUCUGUACAAGAAUAGUCACACUGUUCCGAGUUUUGUAUUAUCGCUCAGUAAUCUGUAACUUAAUGUAUGUGUCAAUUGUAAAUAUUGUACAUCUGUUUCACCUUGUAUACAGUAGACUUCAUCUGUUUACACAUUUUAUUCAUGUAUUACUUUUAAAAAUAUAUAUAUAAGCUAUUUUAUUGUUAAACGUUAAACUCAAGCACUGUUUGUACUUCAUAUUCUAUUAAAUUAACAUUUUUAUAA
Erpetoichthys calabaricus (reedfish) is the source of this 10322-nucleotide messenger RNA. It is a transcript of the gene arap3, whose product is annotated as ArfGAP with RhoGAP domain, ankyrin repeat and PH domain 3. Gene Ontology annotation, biological process: positive regulation of GTPase activity; signal transduction. Bases 195 to 5432 code for a protein of 1745 amino acids. NCBI's taxonomy places the organism in Eukaryota, Metazoa, Chordata, Cladistia, Polypteriformes, Polypteridae. The transcript has 35 exons. Gene Ontology annotation, molecular function: phosphatidylinositol-3,4,5-trisphosphate binding; protein binding; GTPase activator activity. The record is from RefSeq and is a predicted model, not a curated record.